Molecule: messenger RNA, 1524 nt
Organism: Pocillopora verrucosa
Lineage: Eukaryota; Metazoa; Cnidaria; Anthozoa; Scleractinia; Pocilloporidae
Product: dapdiamide synthesis protein DdaC
Molecular function (GO): oxidoreductase activity
Source: RefSeq, a predicted model, not a curated record
GUUGUAGAAGCCGAGACUUCAACUGGCCCACGAAUCGCUCCAAUGCGGAGACUUUUUCACAAUCGAAUCUUACAGAAUUGUUGACAGCUCCUUUGAGAAGAAUAAGAUGUUAACAUCAAAAUCUGUUUUCAUGAGGAAUCCCGUACACCAUGGAACACGAUCCAUUUUGUGUGCGAUCAAGCUAACAAUGUCCUUUUCCUCAAAGCCUCAAGUUGCAGAAAAUCAGUCGUUCUUCACACCUUUACCUCCCAAGGAUUUAGCGCUGCAAUUUAAACAUCAAAUUGCUGGCAGGAAAUACCUACCUGGAUCUGGUGGAAAGGGCCUCCCGAAAUUCCUUUCAUCCGCAAGAGAAGGAUUUCCAUUUGCUUUGCGCGCCGAAUCUAUUGAUCACCUGACCCCUGAUAAAUGGGGUCAGCUUUGCCGGGAACAGCUCGAUAGAGUUCUUCCAAAAUACAACGCUGUCUUAUUUCGCAAUCUGCCCCUUUUUGAAGCCGGAGAUUUCGCCAAGUUUGCGGACAACCUCGGCUACAAACCAACGAAUUACGAAGGUGGUACCGGAAACAGAUACUUAGCAGAAGGUGAAACGGAAGUGUAUUUAUCCACCAGUGAUCCCCCAGAUUUUAACAUCGAGCUUCAUAAUGAGAUGGCUUGUUCACCAGUUCAUCCCAAGAAGGUCAUUUUCUUUUGUCUCACUGAGCCUAACGAAGAAUGGGGAGGUGUAACUCCGCUGGUCAGAAAUAAUGAGAUCUACGAUCAGCUUGAUCCGGAAGUGGUAAGGAUACUGGAAGAAAGACAAAUACGCUACACGCGAUACCUACCUGACGAGAAACAUCAUCCCUAUGCCUCUUGGCAACAGUCGUUUAUGACCAAAGACCCAAAGAAGGUGGAGGAAUACUUGAAAAGAGAAAAGUUCAAUUACGAGUGGGAGGAAAGCACUGGAAAUCUGUAUUACUGGUAUGUACUCCCACCACUGGCGACUCAUCCAGUUACAGGCCGCAAAAUUUGGUUCACACAACCAAACGUUCAUCACAACACGUACUACAAGGAGUCCCCCAUGUUUGAUGGCGUGUCUCUCCCCAACCACAUGUAUCCAACUCACACACUUUAUGGCGACGGAAGUGAGAUUGACCCAGAGGUGAUUGAACAUGUCCGGGCGACGGGUUGGCGAAAUGCUGUGGGAUUUCCAUGGCGGAAGAGAGAUGUGCUGGUGCUGGACAAUCUUGCUGUUCAACAUGGCCGACUGAGCUUUAAAGGAGACAGGCUCCUUCUCGCCUACUUGACGGCUGAAUGAAUUAGUUUAGUCGUCGGAAAUGUGAGACGUAUGUAAAUAAAAAAAACUGUGUCCUUAAGAGCUGUGAAUAAUCAGAUCGAUAUUGUAAUCUGUGCCUUCAGUAUUGCCUCCAUUGCCUCCCCAAAGUACUGCAAGGUCCAUUAAAUUUGUUCAAGUAGUGUUAAUACGGACGUUAUCACGUUAUCAGAGUCACUUUUGUAAAAGUAAUCAAAAUAAAGCUUUUAAUAGUGGCC